This is a messenger RNA of Aspergillus oryzae RIB40, 1095 nucleotides long. Its product is annotated as mannose-1-phosphate guanyltransferase. Gene Ontology annotation, cellular component: cytoplasm. Gene Ontology annotation, biological process: cell wall mannoprotein biosynthetic process; GDP-mannose biosynthetic process. NCBI's taxonomy places the organism in Eukaryota, Fungi, Ascomycota, Eurotiomycetes, Eurotiales, Aspergillaceae. The coding region runs from base 1 to 1095 and encodes 364 amino acids. The transcript has 5 exons. The record is from RefSeq and is a predicted model, not a curated record. Gene Ontology annotation, molecular function: mannose-1-phosphate guanylyltransferase (GTP) activity; GTP binding.
AUGAAGGCUCUCAUUCUUGUCGGAGGGUUUGGUACCCGUCUCCGUCCGUUGACAUUGACCCUUCCCAAACCCCUGGUGGAAUUUGGGAACCGUCCCAUGAUUUUGCACCAAGUCGAGAGCUUGGCUGCUGCUGGUGUCACGGAUAUUGUCCUGGCUGUUAACUACCGCCCAGAUGUCAUGGUUUCGGCCCUCAAGAAGUAUGAGGAACAAUACAAUGUGAAAAUCGAGUUCUCCGUCGAGUCCGAACCCCUGGGCACUGCCGGUCCCCUGAAGUUAGCGGAAAAGAUUUUGGGCAAGGACGACUCUCCAUUCUUCGUUCUAAACUCCGAUGUCAUCUGCGACUACCCCUUCAAGGAGCUGGCUGAGUUCCAUAAGAAGCAUGGCGAUGAAGGUACCAUUGUUGUUACUAAGGUCGACGAGCCCUCCAAGUAUGGCGUCGUUGUUCACAAGCCCAAUCACCCCUCGCGCAUCGACCGCUUUGUCGAAAAGCCUGUUGAAUUCGUUGGAAACCGCAUCAACGCCGGUAUCUACAUCAUGAACCCUAGUGUGUUGAAUCGCAUUGAGCUGCGCCCGACAUCCAUUGAGCAGGAGACAUUCCCGGCUAUCUGCAAGGACGGACAGCUCCACUCCUUUGACCUGGAGGGUUUCUGGAUGGACGUUGGUCAACCUAAGGACUUCCUCAGCGGCACCUGUCUAUACCUCACUUCUCUCGCCAAGCGCAAUUCGAAGCUGCUCGCACCCAACUCCGAACCCUACGUGUACGGUGGCAAUGUUAUGGUUGACCCCUCCGCCAAGAUUGGCAAGAAUUGCCGCAUUGGUCCCAAUGUAGUCAUUGGUCCCAACGUUGUGGUCGGUGAUGGAGUUCGUCUGCAGCGUUGUGUGCUUCUAGAGAACAGCAAGGUCAAAGACCAUGCCUGGGUUAAGUCAACCAUUGUCGGAUGGAAUAGCUCCGUAGGCAGGUGGGCUCGUUUGGAGAAUGUUACCGUGCUGGGUGACGACGUUACUAUCGCAGACGAAGUCUAUGUUAAUGGUGGAUCCAUCCUUCCUCAUAAGAGCAUCAAGCAGAACGUUGAUGUUCCCGCCAUUAUUAUGUAA